Molecule: messenger RNA, 10748 nt
Organism: Venturia canescens
Lineage: Eukaryota; Metazoa; Arthropoda; Insecta; Hymenoptera; Ichneumonidae
Gene: Itpr
Product: Inositol 1,4,5,-trisphosphate receptor
Exons: 39
Coding region: 1113-9554 (2813 amino acids)
Biological process (GO): calcium ion transmembrane transport
Cellular component (GO): endoplasmic reticulum; membrane
Molecular function (GO): inositol 1,4,5-trisphosphate-gated calcium channel activity; inositol 1,4,5 trisphosphate binding
Source: RefSeq, a predicted model, not a curated record
UCAGUUGUCUCAGAACCACCGCGUGUGACACGUUGGUGUUGAGUGCUGUUAUCGAAAAAAAACUACGAAUACAAAUCGAUCAUAAAAGAACAGUAUCUUUUCGUCUAAUCCUAUCGAAAUCUUUGAAAUAUCAAAAACCAUCGAAACACGUCAUACUUAUUUUUUUUGAAUCGUACGUAAUUUAAACGUUUUGAGAAAUAUAAUUGUGGAUAACUGAAGAGAGCUUCGGAGUUCCGGGUUUCUCCGGUAUCCUCGUGCGUCUCUGUCGAUCAGCUUGCUCUCUUUUGCCCCUGGCUUGUGUCUUUUUCUCGCUGCAGUCCAAAACUAUAUACUUAAAUUUUUGUUGGUGCGUGCGAACACAUUGAGAACGCGCGCGCGCGCGAAUGUUGAAAAGUGUAUUUCCUUCACCGCCUAAAAAAAUAUACAUUUUUCAUUAGUGCGUGACGUGAAAAAGUUGAGAGUGUGCCUUAUGAAUGAGGAAUUCCUGGGAUUUCGGAAACGAGAACUAUCGAAAGAGGACAAACGAUAAACACACUUUCAAGGAAAUCUCCACCGAGUUUUAAUAGCAGCAGUGUACGCUUUAUCGCUUCGUGCGUGUGUGCAAUAAAGAGAAAAGUAUCAAAAGCUCCAGAGGAGAGUAAUAAAAACGAAUCGAGCAGAGUUGUGUGUGCACACACAUAAUAACAACAAUAUCGUCGUUGGUCAGCGAGUUUUUGGAGAACUCAAGAGUUCUCGUGGCGCUUUGACAUUGGCUUUCCGAAUAACACACAAAUUAUACUCUCCUCGGUUGGAUAAGAGUAUACAAGAUUUUUUUUUCACUCGCCUGUUUUCAUUCCUUAUAAACAAGUAACGAAGAAUAAAAAAAACCCGAUAAUCGUUAGAUGUAGUCAUCACGAAAACAUCGAACUCUUACAAAAAGCUUCCUCCCUAUUAUUUCGAGUUCGGUGCUUCAAAAAUGUCGUGAGCCUUGCGCGUGCUACUGUGGAAAUGAAAGUCUCGAAAGGAGCAGGGACACCGAAAUGAGGCUCGAAGUAUCGGACUGAGGUGAACCUCCCGAGGCUCCACAUUUGUUGGAGAGUCGUAAAGAGUGUCUGUCCGGAUACGUCAAGAAAAUGGGUGAGAUACUGGGAUCGGCGAGUUUUCUACACCUCGGCGACAUCGUCAGUUUGUACGCCGAGGGGAACGUCUCCGGGUUUCUUUCCACGUUGGGUUUGGUGGACGAUCGAUGCGUCGUUUGUCCCGAAGCCGGGGACUUGAACAAUCCACCGAAAAAAUUUCGAGAUUGCCUCUUCAAAAUAUGCCCCAUGAACCGGUAUUCGGCUCAGAAACAGUUCUGGAAAGCCGCUAAACAGAGCGCGAGCUCAUCCACCGAUGCUGUUCUGCUGAAAAGACUUCACCAUGCCGCAGAGAUCGAGAAAAAGCAAAAUGAAUCGGAAAAUAAGAAGCUGCUGGGGAGCGUCGUUUCCUACGGAAACGUCGUUCAGUUACUUCAUCUCAAAUCAAACAAAUACCUGACGGUGAACAAAAGACUUCCGGCGUUAUUGGAGAAGAACGCGAUGAGGGUUUAUCUCGACGCGAACGGUAACGAGGGUUCCUGGUUGUACAUAAUGCCGUUUUACAAAUUGCGAAGCGACGGCGACAGCGUGGUUGUUGGUGACAAGGUCAUAAUGGAGCCGGUGAAUGCCGGAAGGCAGGGAUUGCACGUCGCAGCGAAUUACGAGUUGAGCGAUAAUCCAGGAUGCAAGGAGGUCAACGUAGUGAAUUCUUCUACUUCCUGGAAAGUCACACUUUUCAUGGAACACCGGGAGAACCAAGAGGAGAUUCUCAAGGGUGGCGAUGUCGUCAGACUCUUUCACGCUGAGCAGGAAAAGUUUUUGACCAUGGACGAGUACAAAAAGAAGCAUCACGUGUUUCUCAGAACGACUGGAAGGACGAGCGCUACCGCUGCCACCAGCAGCAAAGCCCUCUGGGAGGUCGAAGUCGUUCAACACGACCCUUGCCGCGGGGGCGCCGGCCACUGGAACUCUCUGUUUCGAUUCAAACAUCUCGCUACUGGACAAUACUUGGCUGCUGAAAUCGACACCGAUGAACCACGAGAAACCACCAAAGGCAAACGAGAAAUACCGGGACCUGUUUACCGGCUCGUAUCCGUGCCGCACAGCAACGAAAUAAGCUCAUUGUUCGAACUCGAUCCGACCACUUUGACUCGAGGUGAUUCUCUUGUGCCUCAGUCCUCCUUUGUUCGACUUCAUCACAUUUGUACCAACACUUGGGUGCACUCAACCAGCGUCCCUAUAGAUAAGGACGAUGAAAAGCCUGUUAUGUCGAAGGUCGGAUGUGCAAUAAACAAGGAGGACAAGGAAGCAUUUGCCCUGAGAUCCGUUUCUCCCGUUGAAGUUCGUGACCUCGAUUUCGCCAACGACGCUUGCAAAGUUCUCGCUGGAAUGAGUGGAAAACUUGAGACAGGAACUAUUUCGCACAACGAGAGACGCGCUGUUACGAGUCUUCUUCAGGAUAUCGUUUAUUUCAUAGGUUGCUUGGAAAACGAGCAAAACAAAUCCGAAGCUCUCGAACUCAUAGUCGUUAAUGCCAAUAGGGACAGACAAAAAUUACUCAGGGAACAAUACAUUCUUGGACAAUUAUUUAAAAUACUUCAGGCACCGUUUUUGGAGUCAGCCGAAGGCGAGGGACCUUUCCUUCGGAUCGAAGAGCUCAGUGAUCCCAGACACGCUCCUUAUAAAUAUAUGUUUCGACUCUGUUACCGUAUACUCAGGCUUUCCCAGCAAGAUUAUCGAAAAAAUCAGGAAUACAUAGCAAAACACUUUGCCUUUAUGCAGAAGCAAAUUGGUUACGAUAUUCUCGCCGAGGACACGAUAACGGCGCUUUUACAUAACAACCGUAAAUUACUCGAGAAGCACAUUACCGCUGCUGAGAUUGAGACAUUUGUUGGUCUCGUUAGAAAAAAUAUGCACAAUUGGGAGUCUCGUUUCUUGGAUUAUCUUUCGGAUCUGUGCAUAUCGAACAAAAAAGCUAUCGCCGUUACUCAAGAAUUGAUCUGCAAAAGUGUUCUGAGCGAUAAAAACAAAGAUAUAUUGAUAGACACGAGAAUAAUGAAAACUCGUGUAGAAGUGGAGGAGGAAGACAUUGACGGCAGGCCUGAAAACGAAGAGCCUCACAUAACAAUAAUCGAAGAGCUCGAAGUUUGGCUGCUUUGGAAUGAUGCAACGAGAUCGAUGUCCCUUGGCGAAUUAUCGAGAGGUGCUAAAAUGGGAAAUGUCGAAGAUGCUGCGAUCCUCGAUUACUAUAGGCAUCAGCUCAAUUUGUUCAGCAACAUGUGCUUGAAUCGUCAGUAUUUGGCGUUGAAUAAUCUUUCGCCACAUUUGGACAUCGAACUUAUUCUCAAAUGUAUGGAAGAUGAGACGGUUCCUUACGAUUUAAGGGCUUCGUUCUGUAGACUCAUGUUGCAUUUGCACGUUGAUCGUGAUCCUCAAGAGCCUGUGACUCCAGUGAAAUAUGCGCGGCUUUGGUCCGAAAUCCCAUCCAAAAUGAGCAUCAAUGAUUACGACACGAAUAAAAUGCCUGACGAGAGUAAGGAAGCCGUUCGCGCGAGAUUCAAUUCUACGAUUGUGUUCGUCGAGGAUUAUUUAUGCAAUGUUGUUGCAAAAAUGUGGACGUUUGCUGAUCAGGAACAGAACAAACUCACAUUCGAGGUUGUGAAGCUCGCUCGCGACCUCAUAUACUUCGGGUUCUACAGUUUCAGCGAUCUUUUAAGAUUAACAAAAACACUGCUAAACAUAUUGGAUUGCGUGUCCGAAAGCGAUUGCACCGAUGGAAAGAUACCAACAGGUGAAAUUGAUUCUGAGAUGAUGGAUUCGGAGGAACAAGCCGAAGGCGGUGUUUUACGUUGCAUCGGUGACAUGGGCGCCGUCAUGACGAGCCUGACACUCGGGACAGCGGGUCAAGUGAUCGCCGGAAGUACCUCAUCCCCAAGACCAAAGCCCUCAACGAAAAAGGAAUAUCCUCUAGUCAUGGACACGAAACUUAAGAUUAUCGAGAUAUUACAAUUCAUUCUCGAUGUACGAUUGGACUAUCGAAUCUCUUGUUUGCUGAGCAUUUUCAAGCAGGAAUUCGAUGAGAAUGAAAAAAGCUCGGGCGACGUCAACCUCGGACACAAAGGUAUCGACCUGGAAUCGAUCGGUACACAAGCCGAAGGGAUUUUUGGUAGCAGCGACGAGUGUGUCGCUCUCGAUCUUGAUGGUCAGGGAGGUCGAACUUUUCUCAGAGUUUUAUUGCAUCUUGCUAUGCACGAUUAUCCGCCUCUCGUUUCGGGAGCUUUGCACCUCCUGUUCCGACACUUCAGUCAACGACAGGAAGUGUUGCAAGCAUUCAAACAGGUACAACUGCUCGUUUCGGACAGCGAUGUCGAAUCAUACAAGCAAAUAAAAUCAGACCUCGACGUCCUUCGGCAAUCGGUUGAAAAGUCUGAACUCUGGGUGUACAAAUCAAAGUUAACGGAAGAGCACGGUGGUAAAAAGAAAAAAAGCAACAAGGAGGACGAGGACGAAGGAACGACCCCGCGCAAAGCACCGCCUCAACUUUCUUCCUUGGAAAAACAGGGUUCUGCGAUAGAUCUCGACGUUGGUCCGCCUCUUCACGCGGAUCAGGCCGAAGAAUACAAAAAAAUUCAGCAAAUCUUGAUAAGAAUGAACAAACUGUGCAUUCAAGUUUUGCCCGGUGGUCAAACGAAGCCUCGCAAGCACGAGCAGAGAUUGCUCAGAAACGUCGGUGUUCACACCAUUGUCCUGGAUUUGCUUCAAGUUCCUUUCGACGCCAAAGAGGAUGUUAGAAUGAACGAACUCAUGCGUCUGGCUCAUGACUUUUUGCAAAAUUUUUGCCUCGGAAAUCAACAAAAUCAAGUUUUGUUGCACAAACAACUGGAUCUCUUUCUCAAUCCUGGAAUCAGGGAAGCCCAGACAGUUUGUGCCAUUUUUCAGGACAAUUCGACACUGUGCAACGAAGUCAAUGCCAAAGUCAUUCAACACUUUGUACAUUGCAUCGAAACGCAUGGUAAACACGUCCAAUACCUGAAAUUUCUACAAACUAUCGUCAAAGCGGAAAAUCAAUUUAUUCGGAAGUGUCAAGAAAUGGUGAUGCAAGAGAUGGUUCAGGCAGGCGAAGAUGUUCUUGUUUUUUAUAACGAUAGAGCUUCUUUCAACCAUUUCGUGGAAAUGAUGAGGUCUGAGAGACAUCGUAUGGAUGAGAGUAGUCCGCUGAGAUAUCACGUUGAAUUGGUGAAGCUACUCGCUUGCUGUACAAUGGGAAAGAAUGUAAAUACCGAAAUAAAAUGUCACAGCUUGCUGCCGUUGGAUGACAUCACAGCGAUGGUUUGUCAUCCGGAUUGUCUUCCAGAGGUGAAAGAGGCUUAUAUAAAUUUCCUCAAUCACUGUUACAUCGACACCGAAGUUGAGAUGAAAGAGAUUUAUACGUCGAAUCACAUGUGGUCGCUGUUUGAAAAAUCUUUCAUCGUUGAUAUGGGUCUCAUUGCGACUUCUACUCACGAUCGAAAACACGCUGAUAUUUCGCUCGAAAAUUACGUCACUAAUUGCCUGAUGAACAUCAUAACGACUUUCUUUAGUAGCCCCUUUUCCGACCAAAGCACAACAGUACAGAAGUUCAUCGAAAUGGAGAAACAUCUUCAUGAGGCCAGAUUGUUCUGGAGUCUUAAGGAUUGCAACAGGAACAGCGAGACUGAUCUUUCGGGCUAUACGAGACAACCGAUAUUCGUGCAAUUGCUACACGCUGCGUUCAAAGUGUCCGAGUGCGCUUGGCUCAAUGCGGGGCAACGCUUCAGCGUUGAAAAUUGUAUUAGAACACUGUCCGAUGUCGCCAAAGGCCGAGGAAUUGCGAUCCCGACCGAUUUGGAGAGUCAAGUCGCGACGAUGUUCAACAAAGCUGCAAUGCUCAGUCGACAAACCAGCAAGUGGCUUCAGGCGGCGAAACAACCGAAAGUUGAACGCAGCCAAAGUCAGUUGAUGCGUCUGGAUCGGAGUAUAAUAGAGGGUUUGCAGGACAUAGUUUCGUUGCUGGAGGAACAAUUAAAGCCUUUGGUACAGUCGGAAUUAUCUCUGCUCGUUGACAUAUUAUACCGACCCGAAUUGCUGUUUCCAGCAGCGACCGAAUCACGGAAAAGAUGUGAGAACGGUGGCUUUAUUCGAAGGUUGAUAAAACACACGGAAAGACUUCUCGAAGAAAAGGAGGAAAAAUUGUGCGUAAAAGUGCUGCGAACUCUCCGAGAAAUGAUGGCUAUCGAUCCAGAAUACGGUGAAAAGAAGAUUGAGGACAUUUUGGAGCAGGCGUCAGAAAAGGAGAAGGAGAACGAAUCGCGUUCGGGGACAGAAGUUACUGAACAAAUUGAUGUCCCGCAAAUGACCCAGCAACAGAGGGGCGACGCGCUACGGAACAAUUUGUUGAUUCGAUACUUCGGCAGAUCAUUCAUUCAGAAGCCGGAUAACGUGGAGAUUGGAGCAACCUGCACCACUGCUGUUACUCACGGGCCUGGAGCGAAAAUCUUGAGUCGGGCCGGACGAACUCUCCACGAAGUACAAAGUCAUCUUGAUCGAGAGGGAGCAUCCGACCUCGUGGUUGAACUCGUCAUCAAAAGUACACAUUCACCCUCCAUAUUCGUCGAAGUUGUCGAACUCGGUAUAGCUUUGCUGGAAGGUGGAAAUCCCAUUAUUCAAAAGAGUGUUUUCACCAAACUCAUGGCCGGAGAGCUCAGCCAAUCGUUCUUCAAAGUCUUCUACGAUAAGAUGAAAGAUUCUCAGCAAGAAAUUAAGUCCACCGUAACGGUCAAUACUUCUGAUAUUGCGGCUAAAGCUAACGAGGACAAGGAGCAGAGCAAAGAAUUGGAAAAGAUUUCGAAAAAACGAAUGUCUGCUGGGAAACCGAAUGGUAUUGUAAUAACCGAAGAAUUGAGGGAAGAGUUGAACCAAGCAGCGGCCUCAACCGCUCAAGCUUACGGUAACGUACGGAAUCUCGCUUCUGGUGAUGACGUGACGAAUAAUCCGGCUCUCGGGUAUGCCCUGGAGGAUAUGCUUGCAGAAAAACUUGAAAGGCAUCGUAGUGGAGCCGGCAGCGAAAGGGAGGAGGGUCAGCUUGGCACCAAGGUUCUCGUGAUGCAACCGAUUCUUCGUUUUCUUCAAUUGUUGUGCGAAAAUCAUAAUCGUGAUUUGCAGAAUUUCCUUCGCAACCAAAACAACAAAACGAAUUUCAACCUCGUUUCGGAGACUCUGAUGUUUUUGGAUUGCAUUUGUGGUUCGACGACCGGCGGACUCGGAUUGCUUGGACUUUACAUAAACGAGCAAAAUGUUGCGCUAAUUAAUCAAACCCUCGAGACCCUCACGGAGUAUUGUCAAGGGCCUUGUCACGAUAAUCAAAAUUGUAUUGCAACCCACGAGUCGAACGGUCUCGAUAUUAUAACCGCUUUAAUUCUCAACGACAUUAAUCCUUUGGGCAAAACCCGAAUGGAUUUGGUCCUCGAAUUGAAGAAUAAUGCCAGCAAAUUACUACUCGCGAUAAUGGAGAGCCGAGGAGACAGCGAGAACGCUGAGAGAAUAAUGUACAAUAUGAAUCCGAAACAAUUGGUCGACGUUGCCUGUCGAGCUUUUCAUCAAGAAUCUCUGGACGACGAGGGCGACGCUGACGAUGCCUCUACGGACGGCGACGACGGUGUUUCUCCCAAAGAAGUCGGCCACAAUAUUUAUAUUCUGUGCCAUCAAUUGGCACAACAUCACAAAGAAUUGGCAGUUAUGCUUAAACCUUCCGAACUCAAUAACGCUGAUCCAAAAACGAACAAAGCUUUGAAGUACUAUGCGACUCACACGGCACAAAUUGAAAUCGUGAGACACGACAGAACUUUGGAGCAAAUAGUUUUUCCGAUACCAGAAAUCUGUGAAUUGAUAACGCUCGAUACGAAAUUGCGGGUUUUGAAUACUGCCGAGCGCGACGAUCAGGGCUCGAAGGUGUCAGACUUUUUCGAAAGAACCGAGGACAUGUUCAACGAGAUGAAGUGGCAAAAAAAAUUGAGAGGUCAACCGAUGCUCUUCUGGAUGAGCAGUUACAUGUCUCUGUGGAGUAAUAUUCUCUUCAAUUGUGCAGUCCUCAUAAACCUCAUUGUAGCAUUCUUUUAUCCCUUCAUCGAUUCCGUGCCUAAACUCAUUCCACACCUUUCGGGUCUCAUAUGGACCGUCAUGCUUUCCUCAGCUGUCAUAGUUAUUACUUUGCCUCGUGAAUCUGGUAUUCGAACCCUCGUCGCUUCGACCAUUCUGAGAUUGAUUUUUUCAAUCGGACCCGAACCUACGCUUUGGUUACUCGGUUUCUUGACUGUCAUCCUCAAAGUUGUACACAUGAUAAGUAUCAUCGGGAAUCAGGGCACCUUGACGAAAAGUGCGGAACAAAUUGUUAUGAAUGUUGAACUGUGGUAUCACAUGGCGUACCUCAUCUUUUGCAUCCUCGGUAUCUGCAUGCAUCCAUUCUUCUAUUCCGUUUUGCUCUUCGACGUUGUUUAUCGGGAGGAAACGUUGCUCAAUGUGAUAAGAUCAGUAACGAGGAACGGACGAUCCAUCAUCCUCACAGCAGUACUCGCGCUUAUUCUCGUUUACAUGUUUUCCAUUAUUGGCUAUAUGUUCUUCAAAGAUGACUUCUUGGUCAGUGUCGAUGAGGAAAUUAUUCCCGCAAUAACCGACCAAGUACCCAAAUCCUGCGAUGCCAAAGACACGGAAAAUUGCCAAGCAACCGAGACGCUUUCGCGAUACACUCGGAAAGAAAAUGAGAAAACUGCUGACGACGAUGAGCUGGUUAGCGUCGGUGGAGAGCUUAAGGAAAGAGCCUGUGAUUCUCUAAUUAUGUGUAUCGUUACUACGAUGAAUCAGGGUUUGAGAAACGGCGGUGGUAUCGGGGAUAUACUGAGAGCACCAUCCAGCACCGAACCACUGUUCGUGGCCAGGGUCGUAUACGAUUUGCUGUUCUUCUUCAUCGUCAUUAUUAUCGUUUUGAAUUUGAUCUUUGGUGUCAUAAUCGAUACGUUUGCCGACCUGAGAUCCGAGAAACAGCAAAAGGAGCUGAUCCUCAAAAACACAUGCUUCAUCUGCGGCUUGAACAGAUCGGCAUUCGACAACAAAACGGUGUCGUUCGAGGAGCACGUUAAGCACGAGCACAACAUGUGGCACUUUCUCUACUUUAUCGUGUUGGUUAAAGUUAAAGAUCCGACGGAGUUCACGGGUCCGGAGUCUUAUGUUUAUGCCAUGGUCAAGGAUCGUAAUCUCGAUUGGUUCCCGCGAUUGAGAGCCAAGUCUCUCGCUGCGGAUGAAGGUGAGGGCGAACAGGUCGAGCUCCGAAGUUUGCAAUCGCAAUUGGAAUCGACUCAACAGCUAGUCAAAUGUCUCUCGCAACAACUUACCGAAUUACGAGACCAGAUGACCGAGCAGAGGAAACAGAAACAACGACUCGGUCUGCUCAAUUCUGCAUCGGCGUUCCUUCAGAAUCCAGCACCGUAAAGUCGUUUAUCGUUUCAAUUUUAACACACAAACAUAAUAUAUAUCUCAGGUAUAUCCAAAUGUUCACCGUUAUAGAUCUCAAUUUGUUACCGAUGUGUGUUAAACGUAGAGAAAAAAAAACAAAAGCAGCACACACGAGCAGAAGGGCGAGCAGAGUUCGAGGCGCAUGAUAGUCGAAGUGACAAAUCGAUGGUCCGAAUAAGAUAGUCACUUUUUGUAUAGAGCCUCAAAACCGAGUCAACUACAUUGAGACACGAGUUUGACAACUGCAAUAACAGGUCGAAUGAAAGAAAAAGAAAGAAAGAGAGUGAACGAUCGAAUGCCACAAAUAAUCAUUGUCUGUAGCUCUCUUGAUACUUAAGAAUGUUAACUGUAACGCGAAAUAUCAUUCGGAUAUGCGCAUUUUCGAUGAUGGCACGAGAAAAAAAAAACUGUUGUUUUUCUAACGGACAAUCAUCGUUAAAUAUCAAAAUGAAAGAAAAAACUUAGGGAACAAUUUAGAGAAAGAAAAAUGUGUCGAACAGAGUAGAACGAAGUAGAGGGUUUGACCGUUUGCGUAUUUUAUCGACGUCUUUAUCUAGUAAUUGUUGAAAAUUGUAUGUGCGGCACAUGCAUAAGGUCGGUAGAGAAAUAGAUCUUUUAUUUUUUGUCUCUUUUAUAUUCUCUUCAUCGUCGAGAUUUUCGAAACCUUUUAAAUUUUAUAUCUCGUUUUUCACUUGCGAUAAAAACAGUCCUUGUUCAUGUUUUUUUUAUUUCUCAAAUACGCAAGGUUAACAUCUUGUGCACCUGUCGGGCUGUUUAUGAGAUUCUUUUUCUACUAGAUUUUGGAUUCCCGUUUUCGUGGAUUUGAUGAAGUAAUGUGAAUUCGUCGAAAAUAAUACAAAUUGAAUGUUGCGAAAAAGAACAAUGAAAUCAGUCACUUCUUCGUUGAUCGAAAGAUUUUCUCGUAUGUUACGAAUGUUCAAUUAUGUAAAUAGAAUAUAAAGUUGAUCAUAUCACGUUCGAACUAUAGACUUGUAUCAUUGUGUACGAUAUUAUCAUCAUUAUUAUUGUUAUUAUCAAUAAUAAUAUUAAUAUUAUUUGUUAUAACUGAUAUAAAAAAUACGAUUUUUUGUUUAAAUUUCUUUCACAUUCAAUUCUAUGUGCCAAUAGCGUGUAAUAAAGCUCACAGCUUCUUCAAUGUUGAAAAACCGA